Trematomus bernacchii (emerald rockcod) is the source of this 4450-nucleotide messenger RNA. RefSeq names its product failed axon connections homolog, metaxin like GST domain containing a (gene faxca). Gene Ontology annotation, cellular component: cytoplasm. The record is from RefSeq and is a predicted model, not a curated record. The transcript is spliced from 6 exons. NCBI's taxonomy places the organism in Eukaryota, Metazoa, Chordata, Actinopteri, Perciformes, Nototheniidae. The coding region runs from base 176 to 1396 and encodes 406 amino acids.
GCUGCGGAGGAUGUCGACCCCGCUGCGGGGACAAGCUCCGGGCGGGCCGCUUGCGUCCAGUCGACCGUUCCUCUUCCAGUCGUCCUGCACCUGCACCCCCCUGCACCCAUGAAGCCCCCGCUGAUGAAGCCCCGAGCUGCCAGAGUGAGGCGGAAAGUGGCCGGAGACAGAGAGCAUGUACUGGCGCGUCGGGUUUGCCUGGACGCGAUCUUGUGUGGUUGAUCUUGGCCAGAACCAGAGCUUCUCUUCCGGCCUGCUGGGCUCCGAUGAGCAGCUCUCGUUUUAUGGGUACAUCAUCGCCUACCCUCUGCAGGACUACGGCGGGAUCAUGUCAGCGUUGGGCUCGGACUCGUGGUGGCGAAAGACGCUUUAUUUGACCGGAGGAGCUCUGCUGGCUGCCGCUGCCUAUCUGCUGCACGAACUGCUGGCCAUCAGAAAGGAGGAAGAGCUGGACUCUAAAGAUGCCAUCAUACUCCACCAGUUCUCCAGGCCCAAAUCUGGCGUCCCGUCCCUGUCCCCCUUCUGCCUUAAGAUGGAGACCUACCUCCGCAUGGUGGACCUGCCCUACCAGAACUACUUUGAUGGGAAGCUUUCACCACAGGGAAAGAUGCCGUGGAUCGAGUACAACCAGGAGCAGGUGUUUGGGACCGAGUUCAUCAUCGACUACCUGGAGGAGCGGCUGGGCGUGAGCCUCAACAAGAGCCUGACGCCGCAGGAGAAGGCUGUGUCCCGCGCCAUCACCAAGAUGGUGGAGGAGCAUUUCUACUGGACCAUAGCUUACUGCCAGUGGGUGGACAACCUGGAGGAGACUCAGAAGAUGCUGUCAGUGAGCGGGCCGCUGAGCGACCUGCUCAAAUGGAUCCUAAGUCACCUGACGGGGGGGAUCGUCAAGAGGGAGAUGUACGGCCACGGGAUCGGACGCUUCUCCGAGGACGAGGUCUACGCCCUGAUGGAGAAGGACAUGCGCACCCUGGCCACUUUACUAGGUGAUAAGAAGUAUCUUAUGGGCUCCAAGCUUUCUACAGUAGACGCUGCAGUGUUCAGUCACCUGGCCCCUGCUAUGUGGACGCUACCGGGAACUCGCCCAGAGCAUCUGAUCAAAGGUGAGCUCAUCAACCUGGCCAUGUACUGCGAGCGCAUCCGCCGGCGAUUCUGGCCCGAGUGGUUCGUGGACCUGGAGGACUUCUGCUACAGCGACACCUCCGAGGACAGCAGCUCCAAACUCGCCGACCUGGGCCUGUACUCCGGCACGGACACCUUCCAAGACGACACACACACGCACACUUCACAAACGCACUCGCCAAAGGACCCUUUGUCUCCCGACAGCGACCCUACAGGUGUCUCGCUGUAUGACUCGGACAUGGACACGGAGUGCUCUGAAAUGGACAAGUGUUGACGAAACACCCACGUGUAGAAACACACUAGAUAGUGCUCACACCACAGGGAGGGAGCUGCGUCCCACCUGUACACAUGCCCCACUUCCUCUGAACAGAAAACCUCUGGGGAGGAGAGCUGGCGUCUCCUGUGUCAGUGGAGAAGUUUGAGGACGUUGAGUUGAGUGGAGGAAGGAUCAGAACAAAGGAAGAGAAGAAGAAAGUAUGAGUAGGAGGAAAGAGAAGAAGAACAGGAUUCAAAAGUCAGGAGUAAAUGACGCCCUGCUGAGAAACUCCUCCACGUGGUCAUCCGCAGUGACAACUCCUACUUGUUGUCAGGUCUCCAUGGCAACAAAAUGUGUUGACCCCCCCCCCUCCGUCGUCCCUCGUAGCAACUUGCACCGUCCAGCCUUGUGUGUGUUUGACUAACUGAACCCUAAACGCCUUGUAUUGAUAUGACAUCGACUAACUGUACAGACAUUCAUGUGAAUGGAUACAAUUCAGUGUAAAUAUAUAAACGGAGCAGAUUUAUUAGAUAUAAUAUAUAUGAGUAUACAUAGUAUAGAUAGCCUGCAUAUAUAGAGUCACCCCCUCUGUCAUACGGUGUAAAUACUGUAGGUGUUUCUUCUCUGUGUCGGACACAAUGACUCAAAGUGUCUUGUAGUAGUCUACAUGAAUACACUCUGCUGGUCCAGGAUCAGUGUGAGCCGCCCUGUGACCUCCUGUGCUGUAUCCGUCUACACACUUGCGAUAUGACAGUAAUGCCUGCUGCCCGUAUUUAAAUAGUGCAAUCUGCCAUUAACACUUAUCGUUUUUGUCUUAUUUAGACAAUUAUUUUUGCCAAAAAGGAACAUUUUUCCCUGCGUUAGAAGAGUAAGGGACGACAUAUAUUGUCAUGAAGAGUAGCUUAAGGUCAUUUUAACCUGCAUUCAAGCAUUGAGAGCCAGUUAAACAAUCAUGUAGAAAUAGACGCAAUAGAUCUUUUGAAUUAAAGUGCAUGGCUUGACCUUGCCAAUGAAAAUCUCCCUUUGAACACUUUGAGGAUGUUGUCUUCAUGUGUUAGCUGGCUUAUUCGUUCAAUUAGAAGUUUGUUCUCCGGUGCCUCGGAUGUAGCCAAUUGAUCCUGUUAAAGUACUUCUUUUUUUGUUUAGCAGUUAUGGUUUUGUUACGGAGACUCUCUGAAUCAGAAUGAUGGAUUGCUCAGAAAACAUGUGAAGCAAUAACAGAGCAGAUGCAAGUUAAUGUUAUACGAGUUGUUUUCGGUGUGUGGUGGUUCGGCGCAGGUUCUAUGUGUGUUUGUCACUCAGCAAAUGCACAUACCAACAUAUUGUGUGUCAAUAUGGAUGCAAGCGUGGGGUAUGCAGUGUGUUAGCUUGUGAGUCACUCUGUGUGUGAAUGACGGCACAUUGGUGACGUUUCACAGCCGAAACCUUUCCUCCCGAGCACACCUUAUUGUUUCACGUUGUCAAUUUUACUUUGCAAUAUGAAUUGAUAGAAAUGUCUUUAUAUGCCAGUGUGACCAGGCCUUAAUGCAGAUAUUUACAGUAUUUGUAUUGGCAUAAAGUGUCUCAAAAAGGUGCAGUACAGAUAUGCCAAAAAUAGGUUUAACAUAGUUUUUCUCCACUAGAGGGCACUGGUGAGUUUAAUUCAACUGAAAAAUAUCUUGCUGAAAACAAAGCUUGGUUACAACUCUUUUAUUAUGGAGCUUUACAUUAAGGAGUUACAAUUUAAAGCGUUUUUCAGGGUUUAUAAUAAUUAAAUAUUGGCCUAAAUAAUGUUUGCGAUUUUCUUUUCAAACGCAUCAGUCGGCAUCAGACAAAAAUGACAUUUAUGAGUUGAUCACAAGAAGCAUUUAUAUGUAGCAGUAUAGUUUCAACUAAUUAAAAGAUUAAAGAGUUUCAAGUUUUAAUUCAGUUUUAACAAGAUAUUAAGACAAACUUAUCACGUUAUCAUUUCAAACUUUUCUAGUUAUAUAACAAGAAAAGCUUCUUAUUAUAACAUGAAAAUAUCUUGUUAUACGAACACACUUCACUUUAACACAUGAAACAGUUUGGCUGCAAUGGGCUUCCGUAGGCUGGCAUCAUUGUUUUUAGAGAGUCAUUAGCCCUUCUUUGUUCUCCGUGUAACAAUAUAAAAAAAUAUCAAUCAUUUCGGCUUCAAAAUGAAAGCCUUAAGCAAGACGAUGGUAUCUGUUCGCACUGCAGAUUUAUUUUAAUACAACAAUAUAAAUCAAAUGAAAGAUGACAUUCUGUGUCUUAAAAACCUUGGCCUGCAUGCUCUUGCCUUCUCUCGUCUUGAGUCAAACAGACUCCUUCAGCAGUUUACUUUUUUAUCAGUGCCAGCAUAUGACUUAUGUUUUUAUAUGUCAUAUUAAUUCAUUAUGCAUUCCUUGUUUAUAUUUAUUGAUUUCGAUGGUGGCUGUGAUCUUAAGCGACUGAAAUGUUGUUGAUUAUUUUGCACUUUUUCUUCUUCUUCUGUUUACACUUGUUUCUCUUCUCUGGGCGAGUCAAUUAAGUGUAUUGAUUUGUGUUUUCGUGCAAUACUGUCGAUUCUCUGACUUCCACUGAAACAACUGCAUUUUCACGUUGCCAGUCAUUGCCGUAAUCGCAUGCGUGUCCAUGUUUUGAGAUAUCAUGUGUGGUAAAUGUUAUAUUCAUAUCAUAAUAUCGAUGUCAUUGUGUUGGAAUAUAAGUCCCUCAUUCUGCUGCAAAUGUUACUGUCACAAGUAGAAAGAGCUUCAUGUCAAGUUGAAACCUUAAAAGAAAAGAAACGUGACAUUUUGAGGUAAAAUAACUAAACUGACUGCGAGAGCUCGGAUCAGCUGAUGUCCUUUUGUCAUCCACAACAGGAAACUGUCUGCACAGGUUUUCCUCUGUAGGCAACUUCAUCUGUCUGUGUUCCUCAGAGGUCAGAGGUCAGUCGCUCUCAUCGAGAUUUCUGCUUGUAGACUAUAGAAGCCAUAUUGUCUUGUGGUGUCGUGUGUGCUGAAACACCUGUGGAUUCUCAUCAAACUGUAAAUAAGAGAGCCAGAAAUUCUAAUUAAUAAGCGAACAUGAAAAUAAAUCGCUCUGUACUUA